Aureobasidium pullulans EXF-150 is the source of this 1261-nucleotide messenger RNA. RefSeq lists its product as uncharacterized. The record is from RefSeq and is a predicted model, not a curated record. The transcript has 3 exons. Lineage: Eukaryota; Fungi; Ascomycota; Dothideomycetes; Dothideales; Saccotheciaceae. Bases 207 to 1022 code for a protein of 271 amino acids.
GCUGGCGAUUGGGAACAUCUACACUUGGAUGAAACGUUUCAUGGCACAUUCCUGAGCCCCUCGUCUUAUCAUCAGCAGAAACACGAAUAUCGCGGUACCUUCGUGCCUUCCCUCUGUCGAUCGGCUUAUGCCUGCGGAAAGGAAGCAUCCCCACAUCAGCCUCUGCAAACCGUGCCUGCCUUAAUUCCAACAAUCUUCCUUCCACGAUGCGUCUUCUCGCGAUUGUCGCAUCACUGGCGGCAUCUGCCAUGGCACAACAACUGCUCGUCUACAGCGACUCGGCCCUUCCGUCAUGCGCUCAGCAAUGCACAAUCCUCCAGAAUGCACAAACAGGCUGCAUCCCCCCAGCCGCCCCAGUAACCGACGCCGUCAUCUACGAAUCGUGCUUCUGCCAGUCUGGCUACCUCACACCACUCAAGGCUGCUGGAUCUACGCUAUGCUCGGAUGUGUGUGAAGCGGCCGAUGUGGCCAAGAUUGCGACAUGGUAUCAGUCCAACUGUGCCGACAAUGGUGUCGCUGCCGCUGCUCAAGUCAGUGCUGGAACCACGACAGACCCAGCUGCCACAAGGAGUGCUUCGACGAUUGCUUCGUCACCUCCAACGUCGACCUCAACAGGCGGUACACAGAGCUCAAGCUCCGCCCAGGAUGCAGACCCUCAUCACGAUUGGUGGACGGACCAUUGGAGGUGGAUCGUCAUGCUCAUCGUCGUAUUUGUCGGUCUCGCCAUUCUCACCGUCGUCCUCGUCCUCCUACGCCGCCGUCAUCGCCGUCGUCAAGACGUUGCAAGAGGCCCCUUCAACUCAGGCAUCACCCGCAAUUCUCUGCCCGCACUCUCAGUUACACCCCCUUCGCAAGGCAAGGUGGCCAGCAAUCAUGCCAGCAGAACAAGUCUUCCAAGAGUUAGAGAAAAGGACAGAAUGACCGUCACCGACGUGCCUGUACCCCCCUUACCUGCGGGUCAUGACUUUGCCGGAAAAGAAAGAGGUGCCACUCCAGAUGUUGAACACGGACGUGCGAGAUGAGAGAAGCAGAAAAAAGCACAUGUUCCGACAUUGCCCUUUCCAUUGAUACCCACCACAUAAUCAUAAUACAGGCCAGACACCUUUUGACUCACUGAUCUGCUUGUGCAUUGUUUUGGACCCUGCCUCUGAUCGACUCUGGGGGAAGUGGAGAAACUGGAGAAAGCUUCAGUCUUGACAGCAUAGGCAGAUCUUCCUUCUCGAAAGGUAACGUCAUGGCUGCUACUGAAUAGUCAGACGAA